CUGUGGCGCUUAAAUAACCAGCAAAUGCAUGCUGAUGACACUUGAGGAUCUGUCAUAAAAAAGAAACGCUCUAGCCAGCGAAUCAUCGACACAUGAAGCUUCAAAGAAUGGAAGGCCACAGCAUUGGACGCUUGGGCGCUAUUGUGGUUUCAUUCUGCGCAUUCAUCGUUGUACUGGUUCUUAAUGCAAUAGCUGGACCAGGAUUACCACCAUUUACGAACAGCACUGGAGAUAUAUCAGAUAAAUAUGGCACUCAGAUCACGCCCUCUGGCUGGACGUUUUCCAUCUGGGGUGUAAUUUACGCCUGGUUGACGGCAAUGUUCGGCUACAUCCUCAGCACAAUCUGCCGACGCAAUGCCUACGGCUAUAUGUACUGUAGUCCUCCUGUGUUGCCAUAUGGAUUCUUCAUUUCCUGGAUACUUAAUAUGAUACUUAACAUUGCAUGGCUUUUGCUAUGGGACAGACAGGAAAUGAUUGCUGCAUUUGUGGUUCUGGCGCUGGUAGCCUUCACAAACUAUGCUUUGAUAUUCUUCUCCUGUCAUGGAUUGAAAGACUAUGGUGCUUGGCUGAACAAAUACCACAAAGUAGACUUGUGGCUUGUCCGUGUGAUGGUUCAGAAUGGCAUAGGCAUUUACACGACAUGGACAACAAUUGCCACCUUGAUCAACCUCACCAUUGUUAUGGACUAUAAUGGGCAGCUUUCCACAUUGGAUGCAGGCACUGUAUCUUUCUCGAUUCUGCUGGUUGAAGUGGUUGUUUGGUAAGCCUUGUUAUGGAGAACAAAAAACAUGAAACUUCCUGAUAUUUGUGACAAAGAAGAAGAACAAGAAAGGUCCUUGUAUUUGGGUGUACUGAUACACACAAAGACAUGAAACUUCCUGAUAUUCCAGAUGCACACCCCACAUUAACUUUGAACAUGAA
Molecule: messenger RNA, 921 nt
Organism: Clupea harengus (Atlantic herring)
Lineage: Eukaryota; Metazoa; Chordata; Actinopteri; Clupeiformes; Clupeidae
Source: RefSeq, a predicted model, not a curated record